This is a messenger RNA of Aegilops tauschii subsp. strangulata, 864 nucleotides long. NCBI's taxonomy places the organism in Eukaryota, Viridiplantae, Streptophyta, Magnoliopsida, Poales, Poaceae. The record is from RefSeq and is a predicted model, not a curated record.
ACUCCUCAUUCAUUCUACACCCAGGUAGCUAGCUAGUCUACAGAGUGAAAGCCAAUAGUAGAGCUGGCCGGCAAAUAUCUUCCACCGGCCGGCCCUCUCUUCUCCGAUGGAUCAGCCUCCCCACGGCGCAGCCGCUUCACUAGACCUGUCCCUCACGCUUGCCCCCAUGAGACCACCACCAGCACCGCCAUCCACCUCCUUUUGGGCUGAAGGAGACGCCGCUGCCGGCCACGGCGGCCAUGGUGGCCAUGACGGCGAAGCGAGAUCAAGGCGGCUGUUCUCGUGCCUCUUCUGCGACAAGAAGUUCCUCAAGUCUCAGGCGUUGGGGGGCCACCAGAAUGUGCACAAGAAGGAGCGGGCCGGCAGCUGGAACCCCCACCUCUACCUCCAAUCCGACCACGGCGACCCGCCGGCCACCGCGGCGGCAAAGGCGCCGGCGAGAUGGCCAAACGCGCGCCUUCACGACGACGGAGCAUCAAUUCUUCAGGUUGUCUCAGCUGCAGCAAAAAAAAAAAUUAGCAAGAAGAAAGUUAACGGGUGUAACAGUCAAAUGAAAUGCAUGGGCCCUUAAGACUUUUCUCAUGAAAGGAAAGACUUCUCUUCACAUGUACAGAGCAAGGAAUCUCGAAUCUCUUGGUGCCUGCAUGGACCAUGCAUGCAAAGCCGUACGACCAUCUGUAGCCACUGCGGAGUACUCUGGACCGCAAGAUGCUUGCUGUCUAUCUGUCUGACAUGUGUGCGGGCACACGAUAUUACACGGUAGGGAACCGUCGGUCCGAUUGCAGGCAAGACUGCCCAUCCAAAUUAGGAAUUUGUUAACAAUACAGUGACGUGAAAAAUAGCGCUACUUCAAUGUGUCAUCAU